AUGUCGUACAUCUUCCACAUUUACACAACGGCUGGCAAGUUGCCCAAAGCAAUCCUGUCAGAGGAAGACGAGUCAUUCUCCGUUGAUGAAAAAAUCUAUAUAAAGGGAUUAUUUGGCAACUUCCAGUACGGUCACGUUGGAUCCAACAUGCAGAAGAGGGACGAAACACGAAACAACAACAAGAUAAACUGGCCUAUUGAAAACAAGCAGGAAAUGAUUGAUUCAUCGAGCGGUAAAGACUGUAUUGGCUGUGCUAAGACAGGAUCAGGGAAAACAGCUGCGUUUGCCCUUCCCAUUCUUGAUAUAUUGAGUAUUGAUGGAUCCAUUUGGGAGAUGUGCCUAGUUCUUACUCCUACAAGGAAUGGACAUGUUAACACAGAGUAUGGAACUGUCCAGAUCACCUCACAUCGUCAUAGCAACACCAGGCAGACUUGCGGAUCACUCAACUCGGGAGAUGGUCUCAAGUUGGGCAAAGUCAAGUUCUCGACGAAGCUGAUCGGUUACUGGAACCCAUGUUUUGAAUCAGAUCUGGGCACCAUAUUCGGCUCUCUUCCCCAAAAGAGACAAACCCUCCUGUUCAGUGCAACUCUGACUGAUACGAUAGAACAGUUGAAAUCCAUGUCUGCUACUGCCCCACACGUGUACCUGUGGACCUUACUGAUAUCGCUACUGUGA
Messenger RNA from Bolinopsis microptera, 675 nucleotides. RefSeq names its product probable ATP-dependent RNA helicase DDX49. The record is from RefSeq and is a predicted model, not a curated record. Bases 1 to 675 code for a protein of 224 amino acids. Gene Ontology annotation, molecular function: nucleic acid binding; ATP binding. The transcript is spliced from 6 exons. Lineage: Eukaryota; Metazoa; Ctenophora; Tentaculata; Lobata; Bolinopsidae.